Messenger RNA from Syngnathus typhle (broad-nosed pipefish), 1735 nucleotides. RefSeq names its product ST3 beta-galactoside alpha-2,3-sialyltransferase 4 (gene st3gal4). Lineage: Eukaryota; Metazoa; Chordata; Actinopteri; Syngnathiformes; Syngnathidae. Bases 345 to 1424 code for a protein of 359 amino acids. Gene Ontology annotation, biological process: glycolipid biosynthetic process. The transcript is spliced from 12 exons. Gene Ontology annotation, molecular function: sialyltransferase activity. The record is from RefSeq and is a predicted model, not a curated record.
AAGGAAAUGGGAUGCGCUUGGAGCGCGAGCCGCUAUGUGUCUGCCGAGGACUGCACACCAAUCUGGCCAGCUGUUAUUUCCCCGGUGGUCCGCUUGUCGGCUCGUCUUUUGCGCGGCGCAAAGUGAUGCUCGCCGUACUUGGCCGAUGCUUGCGGAGCCGCGUCUUUCACACGGUGGGAAUAAUGUCGCCCAUAGGGGCGGUGUAAAUCUGAAAACUGGGUUCAGUUUCUUCUCUUCGGAUUAAAUCUGCAUAUUGGUGUCGGUCACAUUGGCGAAAACUCAGGAAACAUCCAAAAUGGGUUUGUCAUUUGUACGUCAUCCAUGGCUCACAGAGCUUGUUAAGCAUGCAAAGAGCAAGAGCACGAGAAGCCGAUCAGUUGUUUACCCAGAGUGGACAGUCACUGGAAAUGACCGAGAGAAAAGCAUGGUGCCUUAGGCUUCUACCAGUUCUCCUCUUCUUCAUGUCCUUUCUCACAUACUACUACUGCUCCUAUGCCAUUCUUCAGAGCUUUACCGGCACCAGCAAGUCUGUCAACAUUAGCAAGUCUCUGUGUGGUGGCUGGCUGAUGCAGAAAAAGUGGCAGAGUCUCAACUUUAACAUUAGCAGGCAGACGCAGCUCUUUCUAAAACUAGGAGAUUUCUUCUGGCGAGAACAUCUGUCAACGUUGCCGCUACCUUAUGGCAUCAAGGGCAAUGAACUGCAGCUCCUGAAAAUUCUCGCAGCAACAGCAAAUGAUCAGAUGCCGGCCAACAUAGAGAACCUUGAAUGCAGAACCUGUGUUGUCAUAGGCAACGGUUUUGCCAUUAAAAACACAUCCCUCGGAGGCAUCAUUAACAAACAUGAUGUGGUCAUCCGAUUGAACGACUCUCCGGUGAGGGGCUAUGAGGACGACGUCGGUAACAAGACCACCAUGAGGUUCUUCUACCCUGAGUCUGCCUCCUAUAAUCCAGGCUUGAACAAUGAGCCUGGCACAUUAAUGGUCUUGGUGCCAUUUAAACAACAAGAUCUACGGUGGCUCAAAGAAAUACUCUACAACGAAAAGAGGGUCAGGAAAGGCUUUUGGAAACCCCCUCCCCAAAUCUGGUUGGGUGAUGUCGGUCAAAUCCGAGUGCUGGACCCGCACUUUUUGCACCAGACAGCAAAGAAGCUGCUACAAAUCCCUCUGAACCCCAAGAGUAAACAGCCAGUUCAUCCCACGACGGGAAUCCUUGCUGUCUUUGUUGCUCUCAACUACUGCGAUGUGGUCCACCUAGCUGGUUUUGGGUAUCCAAACUCAAGGAACAUCAAGCACCCAAUUCAUUACUACGGCUAUGAUACUAUGAAAGCAAUGAAGAACUCUUACCAUGACCUUGGUCUUGAAGCUGAAGCCUUAAAAAGACUGGAGGACUCAGGUGCCAUCCUUUAUCUGCACCCGCAUUUAUGAUACUGUAUGAUAGGUUGCAAAAUCAAUCUAUGCAUGAGGUCAUCUGAUCUCAGUUGAAAUUUCAUAGUGAUUUUACAGAUUAGGAUUAUUGUUAUUGUAUGUUAUUUUUCAAUAACAUCACAAAUACACAAUCACAAAUAAUUCACACGGCACUUGGCCUCCUCUCAUAUUGGAAAUAUGAAAGGUAUCAAAGUUUUUUUUUUUUUAUUUAUUAUUAUUUUUCUUCAAAAGCAAUGCAACUGAUACUGGUACCACUGGAUACUUUGAUUGUACAGAAUGAAAUAAAUGUUUAAAUAAAAAAAUGAACCUUU